AUGUCGUGGAAUCCGACCAAGAAGAUCACGCAGAAGCUGCACAACACUCAUCUGGGCAUCAGCAACACUUUCUCCCGAACUACCUCCUCCUCGCAAUCGACCAUCAACAACUCCGACGCGCCCAAGUCACCUUCAUCUUCACCCGCUCUCACGCCGACAACUUCAAAGACAAACAAUGCCGCCGACCCACAGGGAAUCGUCGCUUCCGAGCAGAUGGCCACGGCCACUGCGGCCCCGGCGAAGCCAGGAAUCCUGAUUCUGACUCUACAUGAGGGCAAAGGCUUCAGCUUGCCUCCGGGAGCGGAGCAGGCGUUUGCACGACCCGGUCACAGUGGCAGCGUGAGCACAGGCUCGUUCUCGAGCAGCUACAUGGGUGGCAACAGCGCAAGGCCUGGAUCGAACAUGCAAUCGGGCAGCUUCCGCCCCGCUUCAUCGGCGGGCGGCGGAAUCAACAACAUGCCCUCGUCGCACGGUCGAUACACCAGCAAAUACCUCCCAUAUGCCCUGGUUGAUUUCGACAAGCAACAAAUCUUCGUCAACGCCGUCUCAGGCACGCCCGAGAGCCCCAUCUGGCCCGGAGAGAGCACCCAGUACAAAUUCGACGUCAGCAGAUCGACCGAGAUUAGCAUAUCGUUAUAUCUUCGCAAUCCUUCGGCCGAUGCAAAUGCGGGUCGGACACAGGACAUCUUCAUUGGCAACUGCAGAAUUGCGCCGACGUUCAACGUGGAGGACUCAGUGGCUGCCGCCCAACCUGAAGCGAACACAGACAGCAAGAGCAAGAAGGAUAAAUCGGCGCCAGCGCCGGCAGUUGCAUCUGCUGUGAGCAGUACAUCAGCUCCUCAAUGGCUUGAGGUUCAAUACGGAACAGGUCAUAUCAAGAUCGGCGUGAAAUUCGUCGAGAAUUUACAAAGAUCACUCAAGGUCGAGGAUUUCGAACUUCUCAAGGUGGUGGGCAAAGGCAGCUUCGGAAAGGUCAUGCAGGUCAAGAAGCAUGACACACAACGAAUCUACGCGCUCAAGACUCUACGUAAGCAGCACAUCAUCUCAAGAUCGGAAGUUGCACACACACUCGCAGAACGAUCUGUGCUGGCGCAGAUCAACAACCCGUUCAUCGUCCCAUUGAAGUUCUCUUUCCAGUCACCCGACAAGCUUUAUCUCGUCCUCGCCUUCGUCAACGGUGGCGAGUUGUUCCACCAUUUGCAAAAGGAGCAGAGAUUCGAUAUCAACCGAUCACGAUUCUACGCCGCCGAAUUGCUUUGCGCCCUCGAAUGUCUUCACGGCUUUGGAGUCAUCUACCGUGAUUUGAAGCCCGAGAACAUCCUCGUCGACUAUGUCGGUCACAUCGCCCUAUGUGACUUUGGUCUGUGCAAAUUGGACAUGAAGGACGAGGACAAGACCAACACGUUCUGUGGAACUCCCGAGUACCUGGCCCCCGAAUUGCUUCACGGCCAGGGUUACACCAAGGCCGUCGAUUGGUGGACAUUGGGUGUGCUUCUUUACGAGAUGUUGACUGGUCUGCCACCGUUCUACGACGAGAACACCAACGAGAUGUACCGCAAGAUUCUAUCCGAGCCGCUACAUUUCCCCGGACCGGAGAUCGUCCCUCCAGCAGCCCGGGACCUGCUUACCAAGCUUCUCGACCGUGAUGCCACCCGGAGAUUAGGCACGAACGGCGCCGCCGAGAUCAAGGCACAUCCCUUCUUCCACAGCAUCGACUGGCGCAAGCUGCUAGAUCGCAAGUACGAGCCCAGCUUCAAACCGCGCGUCUCGGGCGAGACCGACACGGAGAACUUCGACGAGGAAUUCACCCGAGAAAUGCCGACGGACAGCUACGUCGAGGGCCCGGCGCUCUCCAGCACCCAGCAGGAGCAAUUCACGGGUUGGUCGUACAACCGACCCGUCGCCGGGUUGGGGGAUGCGGGCGGCAGUAUCGUGCAGGGCAACGGGUUCAAUCAGAAAUAG
Molecule: messenger RNA, 1962 nt
Organism: Dissoconium aciculare CBS 342.82
Lineage: Eukaryota; Fungi; Ascomycota; Dothideomycetes; Mycosphaerellales; Dissoconiaceae
Product: Pkinase-domain-containing protein
Exons: 2
Coding region: 1-1962 (653 amino acids)
Biological process (GO): protein phosphorylation
Molecular function (GO): protein serine/threonine kinase activity; ATP binding
Source: RefSeq, a predicted model, not a curated record